AUGUCCGAAGCUCAAGAGUCAGACUGGUGCUACCACUGCGACAAACAUGUCGCCGUUAGAACCUUAGAACACGUGGUCCUGUGUUGCGAAUGCAACAAAGGUUUCAUCAGGUCAAUCCAGGCGAUUCCGGAGCCUCCGCCACCACUUCCCCAAGAUUCAAUUAGAUUUGAAGAGCUGCUGAACGAGCUCCGUCGGCAAAGGGAAAUACACAUACUGAGAAUGAUCGACAGGUUAGCUGGGUACGACGUCGCUUUUCUUCCAAAUAUACUGCAAGUAGACAACGGUGGUGGUAGAAGGAGAGGAGCACCACCAGCUGCCAAGUCAGCUGUUGAGGCGUUAGAGACUUUCGAGAUUGGUUCUACUUGUGUGGAGGAAGGAGAGAGGAUGAGUUUGGUUUGUGCUGUGUGUAAAGAUGCCAUGGUGACGGGUGAAAUAGGGAAAAAGCUGCCAUGUGGACAUUGUUACCAUGAUAAUUGUAUCUUGCCAUGGUUAGAGACAAGAAACUCGUGUCCUGUUUGUAGGUUCCAGCUUCGGACAGAUGAUGCUGAGUAUGAGAGUAAUAGAGCAAGAGAAGAACCACCUUUGACUGUUGUUGCUAGUGCUUCUUCUUCGAUGAUAGGGAGAGAAGAAAAUAACGAUCAACAUGUUGUUGAGACGAGGAGGCGAUCAACUAGGAAGAGAAAACCAAACAGAAGGUUCUUGGAUUGA
Brassica napus (rape) is the source of this 708-nucleotide messenger RNA. Its product is annotated as E3 ubiquitin-protein ligase CIP8. The transcript has a single exon. Bases 1 to 708 code for a protein of 235 amino acids. Gene Ontology annotation, cellular component: cytoplasm. The record is from RefSeq and is a predicted model, not a curated record. Gene Ontology annotation, biological process: protein ubiquitination. Gene Ontology annotation, molecular function: ubiquitin protein ligase activity. Lineage: Eukaryota; Viridiplantae; Streptophyta; Magnoliopsida; Brassicales; Brassicaceae.